AUGCAUCAUGAACGUUCCAGUGAAUCGGCAUCCGACGAGGAUGAAUCGACCAUCUCGGCAAAGGCCUCAUUUGCCGCACUAUCGUCAAAAGAAUGGAUAACUGUAGUAAUGCUAGCGUUAGCAAACCUUUGCUCAACAGUAGCCUUCAGCUGCAUCGCUCCUUUUUACCCUGACGAGGCUAAAAAGAAGGGCAUGACGGAGUCCCAAACUGGAAUCGUGUUCGGAAUAUUUGAACUCGUGAUGUUCGUCAUGGCGCCUAUUUUCGGGAGAUAUAUGACCCUCAUCGGUUCGAAGAACAUGUUCACUUUGGGUCUAGCUAUAACAGGAAUCACGGCUAUUCUCUUCGGGUUUCUCAACUAUCUUCCAUCGGGUAACAUUUUCUUUCUUGCUAGCCUUAUGAUUCGAAUAUUGGAAGCGGUUGGAGACGCGGCUUUUGUUACGUCGAGCUUUGCAAUCUCAGCGAAAUGCUUUCCGGGCAAUAUCGCCGUUAUAGUGGGUGUUAUGGAGACGUUUGCUGGGCUUGGUUACACAGCAGGUCCUGUGGUUGGUGGAAUUCUAUACGAGUUUGGUGGAUUUCAAGUUCCGUUUUUGGUAUUGGGUGCGAUUCUCAUGGUUGCUACAGCGCUUGGUUGGUGGUUGAUCGAAAACUUUAAGGACGAUGAUGUAGCCGGAUCGAAAGGAAUGAUUGCAAUGCUACGAAUUCCGGUCAUCUGGAUUAUGGUUUACGCUGUUGUUGUUUGCGCUAUUUCGUUGUCGUUCUUGGACCCAACCCUUUCUGCCCAUCUUCAAUCGUUCAAUCUCUCGCCAUCAAUGAUUGGUCUGAUGUUCUUGCUCUGCGGCGGAAUCUACACCCUAUCGGCUCCCAUAUGGGGUCUCCUUAUAGACAGGUUUCAAUGUACAACAGCUGUGAUGAUAUUUGGCUCAGCAGCCACCGUAUUUUCGAUGAUACUUAUUGGACCGUCACCGUUGUUGCCUUUCAGCAAGAAUCUUAUUGUUAUUGGUAUUUCGCUAGCUGUACUUGGUGUUGCUGCUGGCGCUCUUUACAUUCCCACGUUUCAAAGUUGUUUGGAUGCUGUUAAAGAGCACGGAUACGAUGAUUCUUUCCGAACUUACGGUUGUGUAUCGGGUGUUUUUCAGUCUGCCUUUGCCCUGGGCGGAUUCAUGGGUCCCACUGUGGGUGGGUUUGCGGUUGAAAAAAUCGGGUUCGCUUGGACUACUACGAUUAUCGGUGCUAUACAUGUUAUGUUUAUAAUAACCGUGUGCAUCUUCUAUAGUCCUUGCUGCAGGAGAGGUACAUCACAACGUAGCACUUAA
Molecule: messenger RNA, 1314 nt
Organism: Cooperia oncophora
Lineage: Eukaryota; Metazoa; Nematoda; Chromadorea; Rhabditida; Trichostrongylidae
Source: the annotation of a GenBank genome assembly